GUACACCUUUGAAUUGGCUGCUACUCAACGUCGCGUGCGUUCUCCCACCUCUCCCGUGCUGCAUAACGCAGUCUCUCCCCCAAUGCUGCGUCGUCCCUGGCGUACCGUCAUCGCCUCUGCAGCUGUCCUUGGUUCCUCUUAUUACCUCUACAAUCGCACGAGGCGCCCAUCAAGCGCGCCAGAGACCUUUGACGUGAGCAUUCGCUCGAGCGUUGCCGGUCCAGACGGCAAGCGCGGUCUGACAACUCAGACGCUCCCACUUCUCCCAAUGACAGACGUGGAAGCGCGAAUUAAAGAAUAUGCAAACCUACGCGUCACCCCGCGUCAUAGCAGACUGAUUUGGAAGCACGCGACCGCGCAACUCGCGUCAAAUAAUCCUAUUGAGGACGCACACGCUGAAGCAAUCGUAGAACGCGACCAACAAGAUGGUGAUUACUUGUUCUUUGCUGUCAUGGACGGUCAUUCGGGGCCAUAUACCUCGCGCCUCCUCUCCAAGACUCUUAUUCCUGCUGUUGCACUCCAGCUCCGCGAGCUUUCCGAAUCACCAAGUUCAUUCGACUCCAAAGCAGGUCGUACAAGCCUCUUCGACAGUAUCCGUUCCCUCUUCAACUCCUCCACGCCUAAAGCUCCGGGCGCACACACCGUUCCUUUUGACGCCGACCCCAAAUUCGUAGCUCUCGCAAUUCAAACCGCAUUUGCAAUGGUCGACUCAGAAAUCGCCAACGCGCCACUUCGCCUCAUUCAACAGCACCUCAAAGAGAUCGGCGCGAAGCCGAACGACCCUUUGCCCGAUCUUUCACAGCAUCCGAUGGCGCUCGCUUCCAUGGUGCCCGCUUUGUCCGGCAGCUGUGCGAUCCUUGCUCUGUUAGACACUGCACAUCGUGACUUGUACGUCGCGUGUACCGGCGACUGCCGCGCUGUCGCUGGCGUCUGGGAGGAAUCUCCCGACGGGUCCGGAAAUGGUACUUGGCGAGUCGACGUGCUUAGUGAUGAUCAAACAGGUCGAAAUCCCAGCGAGCUCAAACGACUGCAGAGUGAACACCCGAAGGAUGAAGCUAUGACAGUCGUCCAGCGGGGCCGAAUCCUUGGCGGGCUUGAGCCAUCGCGCGCUUUUGGCGACUCGCGAUACAAAUGGCCGUUACAUAUUCAACAGAUAUUAUCACGCGUAUUCAUGGAGGGGAACGACAAACCCGUCCGUCGUCCUCCACCAGCCUUCAAAACACCGCCAUACGUUACUGCCCAGCCCGUCAUCACGCAUCGUAAACUCGAUUUCCUUCCUUUGGCCGAACAACCACCUGCACCGUUCCCUUCUCCCUCUCCCGCAGCAACAUCAUCAAAACUCCGCUUCCUAAUCCUCGCAACCGACGGCCUCUGGGACCAACUCUCCUCUCAAGACGCAGUCGCCCUCGUCGGCGCACACCUCUCCGGUCUCCGCAUACCUUCCAUCUCCCGCUCUUCCCUCCAACAAUACGCUCCUACGAAAUUAGGUGACUCGGUCGGCGUAGAAGGCAAAGACAAACUCGCCACCUCCUCAAAUACGAAUGGGAAGGAGGAAGGAGGACUGGACUGGACGUUCGUCGACUCCCACCCGGGCACACACCUCCUACGUAACGCCUUUGGCGGCGCCGACAAGGACAAAUUACAGAGACUUGUGAGUCUCCCUGCGCCGAUAAGUAGACGCUUUAGGGAUGAUGUGACUGUUACUGUUGUUUGGUGGGAGGAUGGAAGGGCUAUGGAAGCGAGGUUGGAGAAUAUUAGGCUAGCUGCUACUGGUGUUGCUGGUGUUGCUCCCUCUAAGGGUGCAGUACAGGCAAAGUUGUAG
Messenger RNA from Fomitiporia mediterranea MF3/22, 1822 nucleotides. Its product is annotated as protein serine/threonine phosphatase 2C. The record is from RefSeq and is a predicted model, not a curated record. NCBI's taxonomy places the organism in Eukaryota, Fungi, Basidiomycota, Agaricomycetes, Hymenochaetales, Hymenochaetaceae. The transcript has 5 exons. Gene Ontology annotation, molecular function: protein serine/threonine phosphatase activity. Bases 83 to 1822 code for a protein of 579 amino acids. Gene Ontology annotation, biological process: protein dephosphorylation.